ACUCUCUCUCUCUCUCUCUCUCUCUCUCUCUCUUCCCCAAUCGCUCUCUCUCUCUUGAAAAACAGCAACCCUUUGUUGAACGGAUCUUUUAUAAUUUUGUCCCUUUUUAAUUUUAAUAAUAACAAUAAGAAAAAAAAUUCCCCCUUUCUCACUUCGCAGUAAUCAAAUGUCUGCUGCUCAUGCCCAACGACCAAUUCACUAGUUCAUAGUGGCAGCUUAGAUUUUGAAAUGUUAAGGGAAGAAGAGAAAGAUCAAGGAUCCAGUGUUGGUUGGAAGACAUUCUCGAGGUCGGUGUCGUGGACUGAACGCCCACCAAGGAAAUCUAAUUCAAAUCCGCAAUGGAACAGCAAGGCGCGGGCGUGUUUGCCGCCCCUUCAGCCUCUUUCUAUCGUCCGACCAAGCAUUGAAGAAUGGCCGAGAGCUGGGUCAGAUGAUCUUGGCGUAUGGCCUAAUCCUCCAACUCCUGGUGAAAGGCCUGGAUCAAAAACACCCCGUGGAACCUCGACUUCGGAGCUACCUCCAAGAGAGUUUGAAUGCAGGAAGGACAAGCUUGCUUUUUUUGACAAGGAGUGCUCGAGGAUUUUAGAUCAUAUAUAUUUGGGAGGUGAUGCGAUUGCCAAGAAUCGUGAGAUCCUCCGGCAGAGAAAGAUUACCCAUGUGCUCAACUGUGUUGGGUUUGUUUGCCCGGAAUAUUUCAGUAACGAGCUCGAGUAUAAAACCCUUUGGCUGCAGGACAGUCCAUCUGAGGAUAUUACUAGUAUUCUCUAUGAUGUGUUCGAUUACUUUGAAGAUAUUCGUGAACAAGGUGGGCGUGUUCUUGUUCACUGCUGUCAUGGGGUGUCUCGAUCAACCUCAUUGGUCAUUGCAUAUCUUAUGUGGAAAGAAGGACAGAGUUUCGAUGAUGCUUUCCAGCAUGUCAAAGCAGCCAGAGGAGUGACUAAUCCGAAUGUGGGAUUUGCUUGUCAACUUUUACAAUGCCAGAAGCGUGUACACGCUCUGCCUGCUAGCCCAACUUCUGUUCUUAGAAUGUAUCGCAUGGCACCUCACUCACCAUAUGACCCCCUUCAUCUUGUACCCAAAAUGUUAUGUGAAGCAGGUGCUGACAGGCUCGAUUCCCGUGGAGCAUUCAUAAUUCACAUUCCGUCUGCUUUAUAUAUCUGGAUAGGGAAGAACUGCUCCUCAGUGAUGUCUGACAAUGCAAGGACAUCUGCUGCCCAAAUUAUUCGUUACGAGAGGGUUAAGGGUCCAGUUAUAGUCAUCAAAGAAGGUGAAGAGACGCUUGAAUUUUGGAAUGCUUUUAGCCAUAGAAAAGGUCUGGCUGAAGGCUGUCAUGUGAAGUCUGUGGAGGAAAAGGGGUCCAACGCGGCUACCAUUGUUCCAUGUCUGGAUCAAAGGAAACUUGAUGAGUAUGAUUUAGAUUUUGAUAUCUUCCACAGGGCACUUGCUGGUGGGGUCGUACCACCUUGUCCAUCAUCUGAAGCAGGAUCCAAGACGUGCAUUCCUUCCAGAGAGAGUGGUUGGAACAGAUUAAGAAGUAAGUUUGCAGAUGGUAUUAUGAAGGAAUUUGCCACAGACUCUGGCGUCUCGCAGAGAUGUGAUAAACUGGAAUCAGUGGAUGCAUGUUCAGUGGAAGGCACUGUCUCGUCUGCUGAUAUUUCAAGGUCUUCAAUUAUCAAGACUGAUUCCCAAGAUUCAUUCACUUCUUGUGUAUCCAGCAGCCUAGGUUCUGAUCCUUCUGUAGUGGAAUCUCCGUCAUUCAAUCUGGUGGAUUCUUUUUCUUCAUUCUUUGUUAGUAAACCAAAAUCGAAUUCAACGUCACCAUCAAUCUCACCUUCGACAUCUGAUUAUUCAAGUUCAUUUAGCUUCUCACCCUCUUCAUCUAAUUGGUCUGACUUAUCAUUUGUAUCUGCUCAACCAUCGCCUCACACAAAUGAAUCAAGUGAUAAUGAUCCUAGUAAAAGAGGUCCUACAGAGGAAGGCCUUCGUUCUGUAGCUGAAAGUACAUGUUUACAUGAUAACGCCACUUCUCCUCUAUCAGGAGAAGCAACCUUCCCUUGCCAUGUUUCGAGAGCGGCUGGUUUAUGUUCAACCUCUGGACAAAGUUUGCCCUCCCUUGCAGAGCGUAGAGGUAGCAGUCUUCCUUCUCGGAUGAUUUUGCCCUCCAUUGAUGAGGAGUCGCAUAUUUCAGAAAACUUGCCAAGACACUUGGAAGAUGAUGCCAUGAAGGAUGUUGACUGCGAAAACCUCCAUCCUGGCGUUUCUCUGGAAAGUGAAAGGGAUGAGGCGAUUCGAGAUGCAAACGGCCAUGUGGUUGACGGUGAGUGUCCAACCACAUCACCAGUUGAAAAGAAGUAUGAAAAAUCAUGAUAUAGCUGAUGUUUUGACUGAUAAAAUAGCAUUAAAAGCUAAUCUAGUAUUCUUCAAGUGGUCUUCUAUGCAUAAAUCGGACAUGCAUUAAGGGGCAUCUUGGGGUUCUAGAUUAGUUUGUAUAAUACCUUUUCUCCUGCGGAAAUUCCCUGAAUCCUGAUUCCUUUUAUGUGUGGAUAGGGCGUGAUGGGACAUUGAAGGGAAGUCAUAGUUAGAUGAUCGGGUACAAGAGCAAAUACAAAGAUUAUUGUGUUCAUUUGGAGACAAAUUGGUCAGAAUCUUCUCCUUGAGGAGGGCUUCAGCAUAGGUGCUCUAGUUAAGGUACAUAAUUCUCUUCAAAACUUAUUAUAUGUACAUAGAUGAUUGAUCAUGAUAGACUGAAAACUUUUAUGUACACAUUGGGUGAUGAACUCCUGAGAUAAUUGCAACUGGAUAGACGAUUACUCUUAACUACCUCUUUGUUUGAAUGGGGACGUAAUUGUGAGCAAUAUAAGUCAUACUAUAUCGGUUUUAUGUGUUUAAAGUGUUUCAUAAAUGAAACCAGUGCUCUACCAAUCACAAAUGAUCAGUAUAUGCAAAUCUUGAAUUUAUCUAUAUGACAAGUGCUUAAAUAUUCAGGUACAGCUUUCUUAAUAUGUCAAAAUUUGUAUAUGUGAGAGAUGUAUGUAUGUAAUGAAUAUAAAAUGUGAACUAUUUGUAUUUAUCUAAGUAAGAGAGUUUUAUCUAAAUGCAUGUAUAAUGUGAACUAUAUAUGUAUCCUUUAUAUGAAUCUCUAAUAUAUAGAAUCUACCGCAAAUGUUCAACAAGAUAAGUUGUAUAUAAUCUCUUUGAGGGCAAAGUCGUUAUGAGCAAAUAUUGUCUGCAUGAAAAAAGGAUGGGAUGUAGGAUUAGCUAUUAGAACUACGUUUCUUCAUUCAAUCAGCAGAAUUCAAAGUCAAGGACGGAAAUAAUGGGGGUUUCGGGGAGGGAUUCAUGGGUGCAGGCGGCCCUUUUGCAGCUUUAUGCCCUUCUUUCACAUUUCUCAUCUUCUUAGCAGUCCUUCACUAGUCCUCCUCGUCAUAGAACGUCAAUUUUUUCAUUAACAUGAGAAAAAACUAAUAUUGCAGUAAGUUGGCUUAUUUAUUUUUAUUCUUUUCUUGAUAUCCACAUCAGAAGACAAAAUUAGGUAGGGCAUAUAUGAUGUAUGCUUAUUGAAGCUAUCAAAUCAGACGGAGUUUGUCACCCUACUUAAGCCGGGCCGUCUCAUUUUUCCAACGGACACUCUUGAUGAUAAUUUGCUCUGCAGUAGCUAAGUUCUUGAAUUUGCCUUUUCCACAGAUAGUCAAGGAAGGUGAAGAACCAUAUUGCAGCUCCUCAAGCAUCUGAGGUGCUUCUUGUUAGACAAGUAUCUAGAUAGUGGGAUCGAGCAACGGUGAGAACCAUACAGGUAGGCAGGAUCUUUAGUUUUCCCUUUUCUUUCGAACCUUUGAUCGCAGCUCUAAUGAGUUGCAUUGGCAUCCCAAAGCAGGAGAUGUAAGGACAGAAUUCAUUUUUAAUUCCUGAUGUAAUAAGUGCUAUACCGCCCUUUUCCUAUAAUCAUCUUCGUCAAAUUAUAUCACCAUCUCUCACCGUACAUGGUUUUCCUCAGUGACACGAACUCGUGGAGCCACGGCUCACUCCACUCCAGCUUUGUUUGGUAAAAAAGUUUACAUUUAGCUUUGUCUGAGGUUUUGAGCUAUGAUUUAAUGAUUCUAGUGGUGUCUGCCUCAACGUGCUCGUGGGGAUAUUGUCUAUUCGUCGUAUAGUUCUUGAUUUCAAGAUCUGCAAAAAUCCAUGCUUCUGCAGGUCCGUGAUUUAGAGCUCUCUUGCUGCAAAUAUCAUCUAGUUCUCUUUUUACCUUAUUUGGAUCGGAAAUGUUACACUAAUAGUAUUAAUUUCGAUAGUCAAUUUUCAUCUGUAAAAUGUGUUUUAUACUCAAAUGCAGCAACCAGUGAAAUGUGAAUAUUGCACGAAUUUAUAUUUUUUUUCA
This is a messenger RNA of Salvia miltiorrhiza (redroot sage), 4375 nucleotides long. Its product is annotated as protein-tyrosine-phosphatase MKP1-like. Lineage: Eukaryota; Viridiplantae; Streptophyta; Magnoliopsida; Lamiales; Lamiaceae. The transcript has 2 exons. The record is from RefSeq and is a predicted model, not a curated record. The coding region runs from base 229 to 2367 and encodes 712 amino acids. Gene Ontology annotation, biological process: protein dephosphorylation. Gene Ontology annotation, molecular function: actin filament binding; protein tyrosine/serine/threonine phosphatase activity.